AUGGUUAAAACUAACGGUUCAAGAAUAGUGAAUGGCAAUGAUCGUGCUAAUGAUCAUAUGAUCACAUUGAAUAUACAUAUUCCACAUGAUAAUGUAAUUCAUUCAAUGCAAUUCGACGUUCAAAUGUUAAUUAGCGAUAUAUGCCAUAAUAUUCAACAACAUUUAUUAAUAACAAUUGAUCAUGAAUUAUCAGAAUAUGGCCUUUUCAUUAACGAUACGCAACAUACAUUGAGAAGUUAUUGGCUUGAUCCAUCAAAAACUCUGAUUUAUUAUGCUUUGAAAAAUGGAGAUCAUGUCGAGUACAAAAAUCGAUACCGUCCACUUAAAAUUCGUUUACUUGAUGGAACUGUUAAAACAAUUCUUAUUGAUGAUUCAUUAAUUGUUGCUCAAUUAAUGGUUUAUAUAUGUACGAAAUUUGGUAUUGCAAAUUACGAUGAAUAUUCAUUGGUUUAUGAUAUUGAUAUGGACAACAAUACCAAUGCUUCAAAAACGGCAACUCUUCUUCGAGAUCGAUCAUUACAACGUACUGAUAAGAAAAUGGAAGAAUUAAGGAAAAAGUGUCAUACAGAUGAUGAUACUCUAUGGCUUGAUCAAUCAAAAACUAUUCGUCAACAGAAUAUCGAUGAACAAUCUACUGUUACUCUACGGCGAAAAUAUUUUUUUUCUGACACUAAUAUAGAUCAACGUGAUCCUGUACAACUUAAUUUACUUUAUGUUCAAUGUCGAAAUGGAAUUAUCGAUGGAACACAUCCAGUAACUUACGACGAAGCGAUUCAAUUCUCUGGUUUACAAUGUCAAAUACAAUUUGGUGAUCAUGAUGAAUCGAAACAUAAGCCAGGAAUAAUUGAUAUACGAGAUUUUCUACCAAAAGAAUAUUCAAAGACAAAAAAUGUCGAAAAAAGAAUCUUUCUAGAACAUAAAAAGCACAAGAGCCUAUCUGCACUUGACGGUAAAGUAAAAUAUACACAACUAUGUCGUGCAUUACGAACAUAUGGUGUCACAUUUUUUCUUGUCAAAGAAAAAAUGUCUGGUAAAAAUAAACUUGUACCACGUCUUUUGGGUGUUACCAAAGAGUCAGUUGUUCGUGUUGAUGAACGAACCAAAGAUUUUAUUCAAGUAUGGCCAUUGACGCAUGUCAAACGAUGGACAGCAUCGCCAAAUACAUUUACACUUGAUUUUGGUGAUUAUGCAAGUGCUUACUACUCAGUGCAAACGCACGAAGGCCAACAAAUAUCACAACUCAUCGCUGGUUAUAUUGAUAUUAUAUUAAAAAAGAGAAAAGAUCGAGAUGAUAAUACAAUGGGAGAUCAUAUUCCCGAUGAAGAAGCUACGAUAAUUGAAGAUAUUAUUGCACCGGGAAAAGCAACAAUUAUUCAACCGAAUCGUCCACCAGUUGAUUAUGUACGCCAACAAAAUGUUUAUUCACCGCCAUUGAUUCGUGGCACAUUUUCUGAAAAUGCAAAUCAUGCUGAUCAUCAUCAAAAAGGAGAAUACUUUACAUCAAAAAUUCAUGAACAACCAAAAUCAUUAUCGGAUAUUCAUCAUAGUAAUGGCUGCACUACUCUUUUUUCGGCAAUUGAAAAUGCUAGAAAUACAACCAAUACAAUACAAUCACAUUUAUCACAUGAAUUAACAAUGGAAUAUACACAACAAAGUCAGCCAGUAUCUUCUAUAAUGGAUCAUCAACGUCAACAUCAAUAUUCAAUCGAAAAUCGUCUUGACGCAAGCCGUCAAUUGUUAACCAGUACAUUAUCGACAAUAAAUGCUUCAACAGCGCACAUUAUUAUUUUAACAUCUGAUGUAAAUACUAAUCAUCAUCGAAAUUUCGAUUACAAUAAUUCUCUUAGUUCAACUAUAGUAACAAUAACAAAUAAUUUAAAUGAAUUUUCUAAAGGAAUCAAUGUUUAUAUCAAUUUAAUUGAUGAUAAAACAAAUUUACUUGAUCAAUCUCGUCGUUUAUGUAUAACAUUUAAUGAUUUAUUAAUUUGUAUUAAAACAUUAAUAGAAAGUAAUUAUGAUUCAGCAACAAGACAAAAUGUUCUUUUAACUGCAAGUCGUCUUGGUGAAAUCAAUCAAGAUCUUAUUCGACGUAUAACAAAUGAUUUUGAUUGUUCCAUUGACUAUCAAGAUAAAUUAUUAUCAUUGUCGAAAUCAGUCGCUAAUACAACAGCAUUAUAUGUACUCAAAGCAAAAGACAUUGCAACUAAUGUACAAGAACAACAAGUUGUCAAUGAAAUUAUUUCAACAGCAACACAAUGUGCAUUAGCUACAUCACAAUUAGUUGCUUGUACGAAAGUUGUUGCUGCAACCAUAUCAAGUCCUCUAUGUCAAGAACAAUUAAUUGAAUCAGCUCGUAAUGUAACACGUUCGAUCGAAGCUGUACUGCAAUCUUGUUUACCGCCAACUAUUAUUGAAUCAUCCUAUUGUGAAUUAAACGAAGGUGGUAAAACAGUUCGUAGAACUCUUGGCGAAUUUCUACUUCACAUUAAACUAGUAACUGAUAGUACCGAAGCUAGAUCUGAGAGAACAUUUUCUCCUAUGAUAAAUAAUCAAUCAAAAUUAUUUUCACAUCGAAUGAUAGCACACGAUGAAAUCGAAGAACUCGACGAAGAAAACCAAGAUACACAACACGAUGAAUCGAUUGAUCAAAUAUUAAUUGCAAGUGAUCAAUUAUUUUCGUCCGUUGGUGACACAGCUGAAAUGGUUAAACAAGCAAAAAUUCUCGCACAAGCAACUGCUCAACUUGUUUCAUCAUUACGACAACAAGCUGAAUCCGUUGAUGAUGAUACAAAUCAACAACAGCGAUUUCUAUCAGCUGCUAAAAUGCUUGCGGAUGCAACAGCAAAAAUGGUUGAAUCGGCUAAAAUUUGUGCAACAAAACCGCAUGAUGCACAACUUCAAUAUCAGCUGAAAAAAUCUGUUGAAGAACUUCGUUUAGCAACAAAUAUGGCAACGAGUGAUCAUAUUAAACGAAAAGUACUAAAACGUGUUGAACAAUGUGCGAAACACUGUGCUUCAUAUGCAACACAAUGCAUAGCUGCGACAUCAGCGUCAGCUGUGACACAUAAACAUCAUCAAUCACAUCAAGAUCUUGUUCAACAAUGUAAAGUUAUUGCUGAUCUUAUACCGCACAUUGUUCAAAGUAUUCGUGCGUGUAUGAUAAAGCCAGAUGCAUAUGCAUGUCAAAAUAAUCUAUUAAAUACAUGCGAAGAUUUUCUUGGACCAGCAACACAUUUAACGAAUCUCAUUAAUGCUAUUCUGCCAAGUAUACAAGAUCAAUCUCAAAUACUUCAACUAACGAAUAGUUCGAAACAAUUAUCUCACGGUUUAAAUGAUCUCAGGCCUUGUCUCAAUCGAGCACAAGAAUUGUGUUAUUCAACACCACUCGAUACUGAAGCAAUUGUUGAAUCGAUUGAACUACUCGAUCGACAAUUGAAUGAUACAAAACAACAAGUCAAUGAUGGGAAUAUUGAUAUUUAUAAUGCACAAUUUAAUGCCAUUUGUAAACAUAUGAAUACAACCAUAUCGCAACUAAUCAAUGCUGUUAAUCAAAACGAUGAAAAAGCACUUGAAAAUUACAUUCAUGAUGUUCUUCAAGCUCUUCGUAAAUUAAUCGUUUGUACACGUCAUAUAAUAGCAGCAUCUAAUGAUCUUCAAAUUCAAAAAUAUAUUAUUGAACGUUUACAUGAUGUUCUUCAACAUUUUACUCAUUUCCUAUGUGAAGCUAAAAAAUCGAUUCGAACAGUCAAUGAACAAAACAAUCUUUCUCAUGUAGCUCAUGAUCUAUUCUCAGCAUUAAAUUCUUGUACAUUGAAAAUUACAUCUCAACGUUAUCUCAAUGAAGCUAUUAAACAAAUGUCUGAAUAUAUUUAUACAUUGGCUGGUCCUUUCGAUCGAAAACUCCCACCUGCACCAAUCGAUUCCGAUGAAAUAAAUCGUUCGGCAGCUAUGUUCAAUCAAGCAACACAUGAUCUAGUUAUAAGUACACAUGCAGGUGGCACACAAGAUUUAGCUCAAACAUCAGCUCAUUUCAGUCGAGCAUUCGGAGAAUUUAUUGACAAUGGCAUUGAUUAUGUUAAUCAUCAACAAGAAGAUGAAAAACGUUCGCGUUUAAUAAUAUCAUUAAAAAAUGUUCAUACAUCGUCAAAUCAAUUAUUAGAACGUGCAAAAUCGAUGUCCGUUGAACCGAUUACAAAAGAAAAUAAUAUAAAAUCUCAAUUAGCUGAUGCAGCAAGAGCCGUUACUGAAACUAUAAAUGAUGUCAUAACAGCAUGUUUAGUGACAAAAUCAACAGUAGCUAUGGAACAUAUUGAAUGCGAUAAUGCUAUACGAGAAAUGGAGACAUCGAAAAUUCUAUUGCAGCAAUCAGUUUCACAGCCGUGCACUAAUUAUACAUAUUUCGAAGCAUUAGAUAAUGUUGUAGAAAAUUCUAAACGUUUAGGAGAGGCUAUGACACAUAUUGCUAGUGCUUCAAAAAAUACAAAUCAUCAAUUAUUUGUACAGGCUGUUCAUGAGGCAUCGAAAGCUGUUUAUGGUUUAGUUGAAUCAUCGGCUCAAGCAAGUUAUCUUAUCGGUAUUUCAGAAAUAACAUCAACGAAAGGAACUGAUUCUAUUGUUGAUCAAGUAUUAUUCAAUAGAUUCGUUACAUCUAUUAGACAUGCAUGUUCCGAUUUAUCAAAUCCAUCGAUUGAUAGAAGUGACAUUUUAACAUUAGCAACUACAAUUGCUAAAAAUACAUCAGCUUUAUGUAAUAUUUCACGUGAUGCAUCAUCAAAUACAACAAAUCUCACGGCUCGACGACGUUUUGUACAAUCAGCUAAAGAUGUAGCAAAUGCAACUGCAGAACUUGUUCGAACAAUAAAAAUAUUAGAUGGUUCAUAUACACAAGAAAGUCAUCGACAUUGUAUUGAAACAAGUCGCCCAUUGGUGCAAGCCAUUGAUGAACUUCAUUCAUAUGCAAUGUCAAAAGAAUUCGCUAGUAUACCACCAACGAUUAGUUCUGCUGGACGUCAAUUACAAGAACCAAUAUUAUCAGCUGCUAAAAAUGUAGUUGAUGGAGCAUGUCGAAUAGUUGAAUGUUCAAAAACAUUAAUAAUUAAUUCAAAAGAUGCCUCAUUGUGGCAACAACUUGCUACACAUACAAAAAGUGUAUCAGAAGCCAUUAAACGUUUAGCAACAUCGGUCAAAGAAAUGACACCUGGGCAACAUGAAUGUGAACGAGCCGUUGAAGAACUUCGAAAACUUUUUCAAGAAGUCGAUACAGCUAUCAUGAAUGUCGAUUCAUUACGGAAAACAGAUAAAUCUGUUGAGUUUCAUCAAGAACAAAUUUCAUCUAGUUCACAUUUUCUUACUGAACUCGUCAAUAGUAUUCGUCAUGCGGCAAAAUGUGAAGCUGAACGAAUUAAUUCUUAUGUGUCAAAAUUUAUAACCUAUUUAGAAUCAUUUCUCCACCAUACAAUUAAUUAUGUAUCAUACAUGGCACAUAGACAAGAAAAACUUCCACUAUUGGAACAGAGCAAAUCUCUUGUCGAAACAAGUUUGCAAUUGAUUUUAAGCACAAAAGAAUCAGGUGGAAAUGUUAAACAUAUUCAAUGGCAUAAAAUCGUUGAUAAUAAUAGUGAUUUACUAGUAAAAUUAAUCAAUAAUUUAGUUCAUACAAUUGAAGAACAAUCGUCAGCGAUUGGAACAAUGAAUGGCUUAUGUGAGAAUAUAUAUAAAUUAAUUUCAACAUUAGAUUCAACCAUGACAACGAAUCAAGGUCAUUUUAUUGACUAUCAAAGUCGUAUGACUGAAACUUUACGACAAAUUACAAAGACCAUUGAACAGAUACAUCAUUCAAGUGAUGUUGUCAAUUUAGCUAAUCAAUUAACGUGUCAAUAUAAUGAAUUAAUACAUGUUACCUAUGGUGCUAUGGGUACAGCAACAACCAAUGAUUUAGCCGUCCAUAUUAAAAAUAUUGUGAAAGAUUUAGGUUUAGUAUUUAUUGAAUUAAUUGAAAAAUUAGGACGAAAUAAUUCAAACAGUGAUUUGAAUAUUCUAUAUCGAAAACUUAUUGAAAAAAUUUCAUAUAUUUUAACUGUUUUGAGAGGUAGUGCACAUGGUAUCGAAGCUUGCAUUACUGCUGCCAGUGCCGUUAGUAGUAUUAUCACGGACCUGGAUACAACAAUUUUAUAUGCUAAUUCUGGUAGUUUAAAUUCGGAGCAUGUUGACGAAAGUUUUUCGGAUCAUCGUGAAGCGAUUCUAAAAACAGCAAAAUUACUUGUUGAAGAUACAAAAACGUUAGUUGCAGGUGCAGCAUCAUCACAAGAACAAUUAGCUCAAGCAGCUCAAGCAGCUGUACGCACGAUAACCAAGCUUGCUGCAGUUGUUAAAUUCGGUGCAGAGUCACUAGGCACUAAUGAUAAUGAAGCACAGAUAAUGCUCAUCAAUAGUAUUAAAGAUGUUGCUGUGGCGUUACAUAAUCUAAUGAACGUAACAAGAUCGGCUAGUGGAAAAAAUAUUAUGGAUCCUGAAAUGCAAAAAUUAAAAGAAAGCGCAAAAGUUAUGGUAACCAAAGUAACAUCAUUAUUGCGUACUGUUAAAUCAGUGGAAGAUAAAGCACAACGUGGAACACACGCUCUUGAAAGUACUGUUGAAUCAAUUUCACAAGAACUUCAAAAUUUUAAUAAUGGGCAAUUGUCACUAACGCGAACAUCGCCAGAAGAAUUAGUACAUGUGACCAAACAAAUUACAGUAGCAACAGCAAAAGCCGUAUCAGCUGGACAAUCCUGUCAACAAGAUGAUAUUACAAGUGCAGCAAAUAUGGGUCGUAAAUCAAUUACUGAUCUUUUAGUGAUUUGCAAAUCAACGGCUUGUUUAACAGAUGAUAAAAAUUUACAAAAAUGUAUAUUAGAUAAUGGUCGAACGUGCGUCGAGAACUAUAAAGAAUUGUUAGAAACCAUUCAUAUGUUAAUUCACAAUCCAUCAAACGAAACUAAGCAAAGAUUACUUAACUAUUCAAGAACAAUCAUGCAAUCAACACAAGAACUUGUUCGAUGUGCACAACAACUUAAGGGUACUGAUUUUAUUGAUCCCGAUGAUCCAAGUUAUAGAGCAGAAAAUGAAUUACUUUAUGCUGCUCAAUCGAUCGAAUCAGCAGCAAAGAAAUUAUCCUCUCUGAAACCACGCCGAAAAGUUCAAGAAGUCAAUGAAAAUCUUAAUUUUGAUGAACAAAUCCUUGAAGCAGCGAAAUCCAUCAUGAAUGCAGCUGGCGCAUUAAUUACUGCUGCAACACUAGCUCAAAAAGAACUGGUGGCUCAAGGAAAACUUUCAUCUAAAUCAAGUUCAGAUGCACAUGGUCAAUGGUCUGAAGGUUUAAUAUCAGCUGCAAGUUAUGUGGCAUCGGCGUGUCAUGUUUUAUGUGAUGCUGCCAAUGAACUUGUUCAAGGUCAUGGUACUGAAGAAAAAUUAAUAUCGAGUGCAAAACAAGUCAGCUCAAAUACGGCUGCAUUACUUGUUGCUUGUAAAGUCAAAGCUGAUUUCAUGAGUCAAUCGAUGACACGUUUACAAAAUGCUGGUAAUGCUGUCAAACGAGCAGCUGAUACAUUGGUACGAUCUGCACAACAGGCGGCUGAUAUGAAACAAGAAGAUCAAUCUUUUGAAGUUUCAACAAGUUUAGUUACAGGUAUAGCACAAGAAAUCAAAUGUAAAGAAGCAAUCUUAACAAAAGAACGUGAAUUAGAUGAAGCACGAAAUCGACUUAAAGCAAUACGUUUAGCUAAAUAUGGUCAUAAUGAACAAGAAUCCAACGACAGUACAUAA
Molecule: messenger RNA, 7800 nt
Organism: Rotaria socialis
Lineage: Eukaryota; Metazoa; Rotifera; Eurotatoria; Philodinida; Philodinidae
Source: the annotation of a GenBank genome assembly